This is a messenger RNA of Exophiala xenobiotica, 4877 nucleotides long. RefSeq lists its product as uncharacterized. Gene Ontology annotation, biological process: protein import into peroxisome matrix. Gene Ontology annotation, cellular component: peroxisomal membrane; cytosol. The transcript has 2 exons. The record is from RefSeq and is a predicted model, not a curated record. Lineage: Eukaryota; Fungi; Ascomycota; Eurotiomycetes; Chaetothyriales; Herpotrichiellaceae. Bases 132 to 4526 code for a protein of 1464 amino acids. Gene Ontology annotation, molecular function: ATP hydrolysis activity; ATP binding.
CACAGCCGAACAACGUCUGCAAAUCUUCGGUAACAAAGUAUAUCAGAGAUCUUUAAGGUGAUCCUCUGCAUAUAACUCAAUAGGCCGCCCGAGCAUGCCGACGCUUCUGGCGGCUUGCUGAGUCAAUCAAUAUGGCCAGUCUCGAACACGAGCUCGAGCACCCAAAGAAGCGGCGCAGGCGUGAGAUUUCGCGAAUGCCACUGUCGGCUCGUCUGGCCUUUGAUGAUACCGUCCAGGGCAACGCUGCGCUUGUUCCUCGCAAACUCUGGACGAGCCUCGCAGGCACAGAACUGGACAAUCAACCGCCGACAUUCAUAGCCCUCACGCCAUGGUCUCCUCUACACGCUGAGCUGCAGGAAUCGAUAUGGACACUUCUCCCUGCUCAGCCGCAAGAUAUUCAUUCCACACCCGAGCCUCACGAGCAGUCCGAUGUGAUCAAGCUAUCACCGUCCUCCUUUGCUUGCCAGUCCCUUCUCAAGACAUACUCAGCCAUAGAUCGAGACCGUCAUCCAGGCCAUGUCCCAAAGUCCAUCGAGAUUCGAGCCAUCCACGCGAAACCUCUUUCUCUAGAGACCAUCUACGUGUCAGUCGAGAAGAAUUUGCUAGCAAAGGUGGAUGACAUCCAAGCCAAGUUCGGUGGUGGCUUUCAACAUGGAAAGAAUUCAAAGAAAGCCAAUCUGGCGAACGGAGUCCUGCAAAAUGUACCUGCGUAUAUGUCCCGAUUGACUACUUUGGUACGGGAAGCACUCUGUCGGAUUCCGAUUGUUCACUCAGGAGACGUGUUUCCCUUACCACUUCCUGCCCAUCCAAUUACCCAUGUCCGGCCAGCUCCUGCUAUUGUUGUGGAAUGUGAGCCUGUGUCUCAGGGACAAAUCUCGGAGAAGACCAAGAUAGUCUUGAUUCAGACGGGCUCGUCGCAGGAGAAGGCCUUGAAAAGACUGGCCCCAGUGCAACCAAUAAUCGAGGAGUCUCUAGAAGACACUGCAGAGGACACCUCCAAUGACCAAUUCUUCUCCGCAGCCGAGGACGGACAAGCUGAAACAGGGUCUGAUGGUGAUGACAUGUCUGACGAGCAUUCUGAUAGCGAUGGUGCCGCACAGGACCAAAGCGACGAGGAUUCUGACUCUAUGGACGACAUGAUUUCGUUGAGCGCUCCAGGCUUACCGCCACAGCAGGCAGGCACGCUCUCCGCCAUGACGGCCGCAACACCGAGACCUGGAGGGAAGAGAGCCACUGGUAUGCAUACUCCAGGAUCACUGUAUUCGAGCUUCACUUCGACCACGGCGAGGGCUGGCAACCGGCCAGGAAAAGUCUUCCGAACCGAGGCUCUGCUGCGCAAGGUACCGAUAGAAUUGAUGCACCCCAAGCCCGGCUCUGAUGAGGACGAUGAGUCCUUUGUUUUCAUUGACACCAGCUCUUUGGCAAAGAUAGGUUGCUUUUCUGGUGACUGGGUACGGAUCGAGGUCGCCAGAAAUGUCAGCGCUCAUGGCUUCGCACCUUCUGUGAUGAGGUCUCUUAACGGACUUGCGAAUGAGGAGGAAGCAGAUUGGCGAACGGUCAAGGUGUUUGGCAUCUCAGGCUUAUCGAACCAGCAGCCCCGGUACGCCGUCGACAAAAAGGGUGACAGACGGCCGAGUCUCUCCCAGAGAGAUUUGAUGAUGCCAUUCUCGCCGGCUAUCUACCUUUCGCCCAUCCUGCUUGCGAACUUGAAUAAUGCUCAAUUUGUCAAAGUGGGCGCCCUGCCAACGCCGCCCAAGACAUCACAAGUACCACGAUCCGGCAUUCCCAAAUCUCCACCAUUGGCUCGAGAAGUGCAAUUUUCCAAGAUUGCUGAUCCGACGACGACCAACCCGUCCUUACAGUCUACGCUUUUCUUAUCCCUCAAGCAUUACUUGGAAAGCAGAAAGCGCAAGUUAAAGAAAGGAGAUCUGAUCGCAGUACCAGUGGACCAGGAACUAGGAAAAGCCCUCUCGUCAACAAGCUCGGACGAAAAUGCAGGCGACGAGGAAACCAUAACAAAGCUCAAUACUCCGGGCUCAGCGGGCUCUCGCAGAUUUGCGUUGGCUUGGUUCUCCGUUGAACACAUCGAAGCCGAACAGCCAGACGGAGGCAACCAGCGAGAAGAAAAUACAUGGGGCGGUGUAGCCACUCUCGACAGCUCACAGGCUCGCGUAUCGCAAAGCGGUAGCAGCGUCCAGUCUGUGUCACAUUUGACAGAGACCUGGAGUCGUUAUUGGUUUGGCAUCCAGAAGCUGGGAAGAGGAGGCAUGCACAAAGUUGAUCACAUCGCUACUGCUGCAGACAUUCCAGCUCUGGAAAGGCUCCCACUCGAGAAGAGGUUAUCCAGUCUGAUCUCAGCUGCCGUGAGCAUUCGCGCAGCAAGCCUUGGUCUACCUCCUCUUGUUAUACUUCUUCAUUCAAGCCAGCGACAGGUUGGGAAGUCUUACAUUGCCGGUUCAGCUUGCUCGGUGGCUGGGGUCCAUACCUUCCCUAUCUCUGUCCACGACCUGUUAUCAGAGAAUGCUUCGACGACUGGUGGUGGUGAUGUAAAAACGGAAGCAUUGUUGAGAACUCGGGCCGAAAGAGCUCUGUCCGGAGGCUCUCAGCAGACUGCCAUACUGAUCCAGCAUAUUGAUGCGUUGACCGCAGAUAGAAUGGUGCCUACAUUACAGGAGAUCGUCUCUUGGUCUCGCGUGCUGAUCGCGACAACGUCCAAGAUCGACGAUAUACCGCAAGGCAUCCGAAGCCUCUUCUCGCACGAGUUUGAGGUGUCCGCACCAGACGAGGCUGCAAGAGAGAUUAUCCUGCGGAAUGCAUGUGUCUCAACCUCGACGCCUCUUUCGAGCACUGUCAAUCUCAAAUCUGUGGCGCUACAGACUGCUGCCCUAGUUGCUGGCGAUCUGCUCGAUGUUGUCAACCGCGCUUCACUUGCGCGACAAUCGCGGCUUCUGUCCCUAGCUGAAUCUCAAUCUUGUGGUUUGUCCGACAUAUACAUAUCCGGAGGCGAAGCUGCUGCGCAUCUCCUUGCCAGCGACUUUAGUCGUGCAAUUUCAGCGGCUCGAUCUACGUUUUCCGACGCGAUUGGUGCACCAAAGAUCCCAACGGUCACGUGGCAAGAUGUUGGUGGGCUUUCGUCGCAAAAAGAUGCUAUCAUGGAAACCAUAUCCUUACCUCUCACGCACCCAGAACUAUUUGCGAACGGCAUCCGGAAGCGGUCUGGAAUCUUGUUCUAUGGUCCCCCAGGAACUGGAAAGACAUUGCUCGCUAAGGCGAUCGCCACAGAAUUCAGCCUCAACUUCUUCAGCGUCAAAGGCCCUGAAUUGCUCAACAUGUAUAUCGGUGAGUCUGAAGCCAAUGUUCGUCGUGUGUUCCAGCGUGCUCGUGAUGCCCGUCCAUGUGUCGUCUUCUUCGACGAGCUGGACUCGGUCGCACCCAAACGCGGAAAUCAGGGCGAUAGUGGUGGGGUCAUGGAUCGUAUUGUGUCCCAGCUUCUUGCCGAACUGGAUGGCAUGUCAAGUGGUGGUGAUGGUGGCGAGGACUCGGAUGGCAAGACCUCGUCGAAUGCUGGAGGAGUCUUUGUUAUUGGUGCGACGAACAGACCCGAUCUCCUUGACCCAGCCUUGCUUCGACCGGGCCGGUUUGACAAGAUGCUCUAUCUCGGAGUCGCGGACACGCAUGACCAGCAACUUACGAUCCUCAAGGCUCUUACACGCAAGUUCACGCUCGCUGCGGAUGUGGACCUCAUGCGUGUCGCCAGUCGGCUCCCUUUUACCUAUACCGGUGCCGACUUGUACGCACUUUGCAGCGAUGCCAUGCUCAAAGCGAUCACCCGGAAGACGCGAGCGGUUGACGACAAAGUGCAACAGAUCAGCAAGACACGUGGAGAGGAGAUCAGCACCGGGUACUUCUUCGACCACCUGGCAACCGAGGAAGAUGUGCAGGUCGUCGUUAGCGAAGAGGACUUUACUGCGGCACAGAAUGAACUCGUCGGCAGUGUCAGCAAGAAAGAGUUGGAGCAUUUUGAGAGAAUACGGAAUCUGUUCGAGGAGCAAGACAUUACUGUUGGUUCUCAAGAAGGCAUUAAGAGCAAUGGCGUUUCCGCAGGGGCCAAAAAGGCCGAACAAGCGAAAUUACCCAUGCAUCCGGCUGCUCACAAUGCACCUCCUCCCGUGUCCCUGCCGGAAGAUCAACAAGAGACCACCGAGCAGCCUGCGCUCAUGGUACAGAACAGAGGCAAAGGCAAGCAAAGACAAAAUACGGCAUCGAACAUUAGCGCAUACCCAGCGAGCACGCAGACAUACAAGCAAGCAGCCAGAAUCGGCAAUCCUGACUCGGGCAAUUCCUCGGAUGCGGAUGCGGAUGAUGACUAUGGCGUGAGCAUGUCGCAUCUCAACGGGGCAGCUACCAAUGGCAUCAGCAGCGGGAAGGGAAAAGGAAAAGUGAAAGAAAGAACGCCGCCCGCUGACGCGGCAGAUGGCUUCUUCGACGAUGUCGAGGACGAUGAUGAGGGUCUUUAUGAUGAUUGAGGGCACCUCAGGACCGGGGUGGGCAAUGUUGAUGGGCUUGAACAGCUACGAUUGUCUGCACACAUAUGAAGAUCGUCAUGUCACAAUUUUGGUCAUGUGUCUUGUGACCUAGGCUAUGCAAUGCUCGCGAUGGGGGAGCGGGAGAUGCUUUUGAGAUUCUGACAUGUCAUGAUAUUUAGUCGCCUCAUGAUCGCAGGCCUCUGAGAGGGGGAAAAGUAUUUGAUUAUACCGUACGGAUACCGGAUGAGAUGGAAUUGCCCUGCCUUGCCUGUCGCUCUAAGGGCUACCUGGAGUUUCUGUGCUCUUCACCCGCACCAGCCAGGGCCUGCUCUACCAAGUACUCUAGAUCCA